CGUGUGCAGGCGGUGUCCCGCGUGCAAGAAGAGGGACGCUUGUAGACUGCGAGACGUGCGCAGGCUGCGGGGCGUGUGCAGGCGAUAUUCCACGUGCGCAGGCGGCGGGAGCGUGUGCAGGUGGUGCCCCACCCCCCCUCAACGGGCGGAGCUUUUGCGCUCGCCACCCCGCUCCUUCCCGCGCUAUAAAGGCAGCGCUCCACCGCUUCUCUCCAUCACACCUGCUCCUAGCACUUCAGUUCGGGCUAGUCACCGGUCUUCAGCCGCCGCCUCCACUCGCCAUGGACCCUAACUGCUCCUGUGCCACAGAUGGAUCCUGCUCCUGCUCCGGGUCUUGCAAAUGCAAAGAGUGUAAAUGCACCUCCUGCAAGAAAAGCUGCUGCUCCUGUUGCCCCGUGGGCUGUGCGAAGUGCUCCCAGGGAUGCAUCUGCAAGGAGGCUUCAGACAAGUGCAGCUGCUGCGCCUGAAGUGGAUCCCCUCAGCCGCGUGUAAAUAGAGCUAUGUGUAGAAACUUAAUUUUUUUUUUUACCACCCUGACCUAUUCUCCACACCUUUCUGUAAAGGAUGUAAUUGAUAAUAAAAAAGCGUUGACUUCAUUAA
Onychomys torridus (southern grasshopper mouse) is the source of this 600-nucleotide messenger RNA. RefSeq names its product metallothionein-2. The record is from RefSeq and is a predicted model, not a curated record. The transcript is spliced from 3 exons. Lineage: Eukaryota; Metazoa; Chordata; Mammalia; Rodentia; Cricetidae. Gene Ontology annotation, molecular function: metal ion binding. The coding region runs from base 282 to 467 and encodes 61 amino acids.